Messenger RNA from Apiotrichum porosum, 3423 nucleotides. It is a transcript of the gene PKC1, whose product is annotated as Serine/threonine kinase. Gene Ontology annotation, biological process: fungal-type cell wall biogenesis; protein phosphorylation; signal transduction. The transcript is spliced from 3 exons. The record is from RefSeq and is a predicted model, not a curated record. Gene Ontology annotation, molecular function: ATP binding; diacylglycerol-dependent serine/threonine kinase activity. NCBI's taxonomy places the organism in Eukaryota, Fungi, Basidiomycota, Tremellomycetes, Trichosporonales, Trichosporonaceae. The coding region runs from base 1 to 3423 and encodes 1140 amino acids.
AUGCCGCCUCCUCCAUCCUCCUCUGACCCUCACAUCAGCACGCUGCUCCAGACGAUUGCGUCGGAGCGGCGCAACCUCGAGGGCGCGAAAGCGGUGAUGCGCGCCGUCGAGGCCAGUUCGCGCAACGAGGCUGUCAUCCAGCAGGCCCAGAACGAGGUGCGCGCCGCGCAGGCCACGAUCAAGUUUCUCGAGGACGAGCUGGCCAAGCUCCAGAUGGGCGGCAGCCCCGGCCCGGCACCAGGCGGUGCGCCUGGUCGUGGACCGAGCAGCGCGUCGUCGACGGCGCCUUCCACGGCAACCCCGUCGAGCCACAACGGCGGCGGGUACGUUGCCAACGCGCCGGCGCGUGGAGGCCCGUUGCCGCCCACUGCUGCGGCAACACCCAACACUGCGCCGCUCAACAUUGUCAAGACGGACCGGGACCGCCCACUGCCCCCGCCGCCUACGAGUGACGGGGCGGCUGCGGACCGUCCAAAGGACGCCAAAAACUACACCCAGCUCGACCUGUUGCGCUACGACGCUCCGCUGACAGGCGCCAAGAUUACGCGCAUGCUCAACCAGCUCCAGUUCAAGCUCCAGGUCGAGGAGCAGUACAAGCUCGGUAUUGAGAAGAUGGCGCAGGCGUACCGCGCCGAGGGCGACCGGCGGUCACGCGCCGAGACCGAGGCCAAAAAAGUCGAGUCGGACGGCAAGAUCCAGCUCUUGCGUAAAGCCAAGAGGCGAUACGAGUCGUUGGCCAAGUUUGGUGUCGAAGACGACGACGACCUGAUCCCCGACGCCAAGCGCAAAGACGCCCUGCGCAAGCCCAUCUCGGGCAAGCUCAUCAUUUCGCUGCGCUCGGCCACGGACCUCAACCACCGUCCACUCCCGCGCAAGGCCAAGAUGUACAAUGAGACGACGGCCGUGAUUAAGAUUGAAGGCAACGAGCGCGCCGUCAGCCACCCGUCGCGCAACGACCGCUGGCUCGAGGAGUUUGACAUUCCAGUGGAGCGCGCCAACGAGGUGGAGAUUACCAUCUACGACACGAUUGCGCCAGGCGACUCGGCGCCCAUUGGCAUGUUCUGGUUCCGUGUGUCGGACCUGCUCGAAGCGCUGCGUCGUCAAAAGGUGCAGGGCGCCGAGGCCGGUCCCGGAUGGGUCACGGCCGACAAGGCUGCGUCGCUGGGCGGCCGCCAGGGCAGUGCACCAGAGUCGGCCACGCUGCACCAGGGCAUCCCCGGCGCGCACGGCGGUGCCCCGGCAACGGGCAAGACGGAGGGCAUCGAGGGCUGGUUCUCGGUCGAGCCUGCGGGCGCCAUCCAGCUCCAGCUCAACUUUGUAAAGGACACGGUCCCCGGUGGUCGUCGCCCAUACGAGGCGCUCGGCCGUCAAGGAGCAGUGCGCAAGCGCAAGGGCGACGUCCACGAGAUGAACGGCCACAAGUUUGUCGGACGCCAGUUCUACCAGCCGAUCAUGUGUGCGCUGUGCUCGGAAUUCCUCCUCACGGGCGAAGGAUACCAGUGCGAGGACUGUCGGUACGCCUGCCACAAGAAGUGUUACGGCAAGGUCGUCACGAAAUGUAUCUCCAAGACCAACGCCGAGGGCGACGCAGACGAGGACAAGAUCAACCACCGUAUCCCCCACCGCUUCCACGCCUACACCAACAUGUCCGCCAACUGGUGCUGCCACUGCGGUUAUAUGCUGCCCUUUGGCCGCAAAAACUCGGUCAAGUGCCAAGAGUGUGCUCUUACGUGCCACCAGUCGUGUUCCCACUUGGUCCCCGAUUUCUGUGGCAUGACCAUGGAAAUGGCAAACACGCUGAUCCGCAACAUGCGCGAUAUCAAGAGCGUCCAGGGGCAACAAGCGUCCCGCGUUGGCAGGACACCAGUCGCAGCCGUCGGUUCACGUCAUUCCUCCCGCGUCCGCUUCACCCCGCCCGAGUCUCGCGUGUCGCCCACUCCACCUCAACUCGCCCACUCGUCGUCGUACAAUGAGUACACCCAGCAGCAGCAGCAGCAGCAGCAGCCAGCGUCGGGCCACCAGCAGCGCCCAUCCGGUGGCCGCAUCCCCCCGCCUACCGACCCACGUGCCAGCUUUGAGACGCGUCCCAACCUUGACGUUAACAAGGUCGGAGCACAGUCGACCGGCCCGCUCGCCCAGCCUGCCCAGCAGCUUGCUCGUGUCCCCUCCCCUCAGGCGCCCCAGCCGCAGAGUGGCUACAAGCCGCCAGCCGGCGUGCCCGUCCCCAUGCCCAACGCCAUGCCUACUGGCCGCAUGCAGCAACAGCAGCAGCAACAGCAACAGCAGCAGCAGGCUUCUGCGCCGCACAGGCCGGCACCUCCCCAGAUGCAGGCUCCGCACCAGCAGCAGCAGGCUGCCGCCGUUGUCCCUGUCCCGUCGCCCCAGCAGCAGCAGCAGCAGGUCAUGCGCAAGCAGCGCAAGAUUGGUCUGGACGACUUCAACUUCCUCGCCGUGCUUGGAAAGGGUAAUUUCGGAAAGGUCAUGCUUGCCGAGGAGCGCCGGUCCAACAACUUGUACGCCAUCAAGGUGCUCAAAAAGGAGUUUAUCAUUGAAAACGACGAAGUCGAGUCGACCCAGUCGGAGAAGCGCGUCUUCCUCGCUGCCGCGCAGGAGCGCCACCCCUUCCUGCUGGGUCUGCACUCGUGUUUCCAGACCGAGACGCGUGUCUAUUUCGUCAUGGAGUACGUGUCGGGCGGUGACCUCAUGCUUCACAUCCAGCGCCGACAAUUCACCCUGCGCCAGGCCAAGUACUAUGCGUGCGAGGUCCUGCUUGCGCUCCAGUACUUCCACUCCAAGGGCAUCAUCUACCGUGACCUCAAGCUCGACAACAUCCUCCUCACCCUCGACGGCCACGUCAAGGUUGCCGACUAUGGUCUGUGUAAGGAGGACAUGUGGUUUGGCAAGACGACCACGACGUUCUGUGGUACCCCCGAGUUUAUGGCGCCCGAGAUCCUCCAGGAGCAGCCGUACGGCCGUGCCGUCGACUGGUGGGCGUUUGGUGUCUUGACGUAUGAGAUGCUUCUCGGCCAGUCGCCCUUCCGCGGUGACGACGAGGACGAAAUCUUCGACGCCAUUAUCGAGGACGAGCCCCUCUACCCGAUCACCAUGCCGCGCGACGCCGUCUCGCUCCUGCAAAAGCUGCUCACGCGCGACCCCAACCGCCGUCUCGGUGCCGGCAACGAUGACGCAGAGGAGAUUAAGCGCCACCAGUUCUUCUCCGACGUCAACUUUGACGACGUCUACCACAAGCGUAUCCCGCCGCCAUACUUCCCCACCAUUGGCAACGCGACCGACACGUCCAACUUUGACCAAGAGUUCACCCGCGAGCAGCCGACCCUCACGCCAGUGCACACCCAGCUCACGGCGCAGGACCAGCAGGAGUUUGCAGGCUUCUCCUGGAUCGCCCCGUGGGCGGCAAACUAG